GGGUUCCUGUGCCAAAUACAGGAAUUCCAAAAUGGCGGCGUCAACAGUGAAGUUAGAAGGAGAUGCCUUUAUGGUUUGUUUAAUACACGCUCUCUCCACUGAACGUGAAGAGGUUAUGGGUUUAUUAAUUGGAGAGGUUGAUAAUGGUGUAACGCACAUAUAUUCAGUAAUUAUGUUACAAAGACUUGACAAAAGGAAAGACAGAGUGGAGAUUUCUCCAGAGCAGCUGUCAGACGCCUCAGAUCAAGCGGAGAGACUUGGUAAACUUACCAAGGGCAAGAGACCUAUGCGUGUUGUAGGCUGGUAUCAUUCACAUCCACAUAUCACAGUGUGGCCUUCACACRUUGACUUAAGAACACAAGCAAUGUAUCAAGUAAUGGACGAAGGCUUCAUUGGUCUAAUCUUCUCAUGCUUCAAUGAUGACACUAAAUUGAAAGGUCAAAUUAAAGUAAUAUGUUUUCAGUCUGUGGAUGUUAACAUGAAUAAUGCACCACCCCUAUACCAAAAGGAAGAAAUAGAACUUCAAAUCGUCCCUACAGCUACAAUAUCAGAAGCAAACCUUGACAGGUUAACUGAAUUACCACAUAUAUUAGCCAAGGAAGAAGAAACAGCAUAUGAAAAAGUCAUGAGGUCAACGGAUUUGAUAACCUUAAUCCACAAUGGAACAGUCUUCACCAAAGCAGUAUGCCAGUUAACUGAAGUCAUAUGUGGGCCGUUACUACAAUUACUAGAGAACCGACUAGAGCUUAACAAGAGAAGAGCUUUAGAACUGGAAGAAGAAAAGGAGAGACUUAUGCAAGAACUUAAAGAAAUAUCCCCAGAAGAUAUCAUAUAAAGACAUCAUACAAAACAUUUUAUUAUAUAUUAGAGCACAUGCAGAAAAGCCAUGAAAUAAAAACAAAGUUGAUCCUGACAAAUAGUAGCUAUUUAGUGACUACUGUAAUAGUUGCUAUCACUCAACCAGAACAUUCAUGAUACAAAGACAAAUACACAACAGACCAUUUGUGUCUUUCAUGUAAUGAAUGUUGUUUGAGUGAUAGCAACUAUUAGUCACUGAAUAAUAGUUUGUCAGUAUCAACUUUAUUUCAUGCUUUAACUGCAUGCGCUCUAGUAUAAAUUGAUGAAAUAUGCUAGAGGCAGUUUCUGUGAGGUGAAAUUUAGAAAGGAAAUAGACCUUUUAGCCUUGGACAUAGUGUUUUCUCAUUUCAGACCACGUGUCAUUCUCUUGAAAGUAAGAUUCUUAGUAUGAGUUGUAUCCAUAUUUAUGUGUCUUCUCAUGCACUUAACUGUUAUGUUACUUUAGGGAAUGACCCUGGUCUGAAAUGGAAAAACAUUACAGCCAAUAUAAAGAGGUUUUUACCUUGCAGGAAUUAUAUUGUACAUAUUGUUUUACUCCAUUAGAACUUUGUACAUAUAUGUUAGAAUUUUAAUUCUCAAUUUUUCUUAAGUCAAUGCAAAGAUAUAUGGCAACCUUUAACAACUAUUUGCUUUCAGAAAUUUUUAAUAUUUGCAGUAUUAGUGUAAUUUUACAUUGAAAUAAAACUCAAUUUUCUAAUUUU
Actinia tenebrosa (Australian red waratah sea anemone) is the source of this 1559-nucleotide messenger RNA. RefSeq names its product lys-63-specific deubiquitinase BRCC36. The record is from RefSeq and is a predicted model, not a curated record. Gene Ontology annotation, cellular component: BRISC complex; BRCA1-A complex. Gene Ontology annotation, molecular function: cysteine-type deubiquitinase activity; metallopeptidase activity; protein binding. Lineage: Eukaryota; Metazoa; Cnidaria; Anthozoa; Actiniaria; Actiniidae. Gene Ontology annotation, biological process: protein K63-linked deubiquitination; DNA repair.